Arvicola amphibius (Eurasian water vole) is the source of this 580-nucleotide messenger RNA. RefSeq names its product diazepam-binding inhibitor-like 5. The coding region runs from base 218 to 481 and encodes 87 amino acids. Lineage: Eukaryota; Metazoa; Chordata; Mammalia; Rodentia; Cricetidae. Gene Ontology annotation, cellular component: mitochondrion. The record is from RefSeq and is a predicted model, not a curated record. Gene Ontology annotation, biological process: fatty acid metabolic process. Gene Ontology annotation, molecular function: fatty-acyl-CoA binding. The transcript is spliced from 2 exons.
GAUCUUAAAAUGAAACUCCAAGCCUCUGGGAGGAAGACAGGUAUCAGCAUCUCUGCUGUGUGGACCUGGAGACCUGAUAAGAAACUUGUUCACUGACUCGGCAGUCACCCAAUAAGGAAGAACGGUCCGGACGUCCGUCCCUCCCAGCCCAGCAUUUCCGAAACACGUGCAUACCAGGUAUCACUCAGAACAGAGAGGCUCAGCCUCUGGUGUGCCAAUGAGCCAAGUGGAGUUUGAAAUGGCCUGCGCUUCCCUCAAGCAGCUGAAGGGUCCCGUGAGUGAUCAGGAGAAACUGCUGGUGUACAGCUUCUACAAACAGGCCACCCAGGGCGACUGUAACAUCCCUGUCCCUCCAGCCACAGAUGUGAGAGCAAAGGCCAAAUGGGAGGCGUGGAAUGUGAACAAAGGGAUGUCCAAGUUGGAUGCCAUGAGGAUCUAUAUUGCCAAAGUGGAGGAGCUGAAGAAAAACGAGUGUGGUUAAGGACAUGUUGCCAACACAAGGAAGUCGCAUGGCUUCACUAGUAGGGAAUGGGCUUAAGAGUUCUGACGGCUGGAACACACUGAAAGGGUAGCAAGGUUA